This is a messenger RNA of Loxodonta africana (African savanna elephant), 3227 nucleotides long. RefSeq names its product reticulon 4 interacting protein 1 (gene RTN4IP1). The transcript is spliced from 10 exons. Bases 550 to 1716 code for a protein of 388 amino acids. Gene Ontology annotation, molecular function: zinc ion binding; oxidoreductase activity. Gene Ontology annotation, cellular component: mitochondrion. The record is from RefSeq and is a predicted model, not a curated record. Lineage: Eukaryota; Metazoa; Chordata; Mammalia; Proboscidea; Elephantidae.
CCGGCAUUACAUGGGCGCAGCCAUCUUGGAUUGUCACUGAACGUUUUAGCACCAAGUACUUGGACUGGUUGAAUUGCAAUCCUGGAAAAUGAUCCUUGCACCCGAUUGGUUGGCUCCUCAAAGCGGACCCGGCAGCGAAGGAGAGGCGACCGAGAAGGAGACUCCGAGCUAAGGUCGCGGUGGGAACGCGGGAUCGUCCGAAAAUCCGUGGCGUCCGAAUCGGGAGCGGUGUCUACUUGUCCCUCCGAGGGCUCCUAGGACAGAACGGGGUUCGGGGGCCGGGGGAGGCCUACACACUUUUUUUUUUUAGGGAAAGGUUGGGUCGGGGCGUAAGGGAAAAUAGAAUACGAACUGGAACGUUAAAUGGAGCGUUUCAGAUGAGAACAGCAGAAUAACAAUUCCAUAGUCUCCUUCCUUCACUUGCUCCGUUAGGUUAACUUAAUUUUUUGAAUGCUCAGUUUUGAAAUUGGCUAGAAUGUUUGGCAGAAUUUGGCGGAAUUCAGGAGUAAAAGUUUGAUCGAAUACAGGUGCGUUUUAGUUGAGACACGGAUGAUGGAACUUCUGAAGAACUGUGUACUUAGAAGAAAUACAUGCACUGCGGUUCACUUCUGGAGAAGCAAAAUUGUACAAAAGACUUCAGUAAUUAGAAAGAUUAGUACUACCUCUCCAAAGUGCACUGUCAUGCCCGCUUGGGUUAUAGAUAAAUAUGGGACGAAUGAAGUGCUUCGAUUUAAUCAGAACAUGAUGUUACCUAUCAUACACUAUCCAAAUGAAGUCAUUGUCAAAGUUCACGCUGCGAGUGUAAAUCCUAUAGAUGUUAAUAUGAGAAUAAUGAAAAAGGAAUGUAAGACAGGAAAAGUGAAACAUGACUUUUGCGGUUAUGGAGCUACGGCUUUAAAUAUGAAGCGUGAUCCCUUACAUAUUAAAACCAAAGGAGAAGAAUUUCCUCUGACUCUGGGUCGGGAUGUCUCUGGUGUGAUAAUGGAAUGCGGUCUUGAUGUGAACUACUUCAAACCUGGAGAUGAGGUCUGGGCUGCAGUUCCUCCGUGGAAACAAGGCACUUUCUCAGAGUUUGUUGUAGUCAGUGGGAAUGAGGUCUCUCGUAAGCCCAAAUCACUCACUCAUACUCAAGCUGCUUCUUUGCCAUAUGUGGCUCUCACAGCCUGGUCUGCCAUAAACAGGAUUGGUGGCCUGAAUGACAAGAAUUGCACAGGAAAGCGUGUUUUAAUCCUGGGUGCUUCAGGUGGAGUUGGUACUUUUGCUAUACAGGUAGUGAAAGCAUGGGGUGCUCAUGUGACAGCAGUGUGCUCUCAGGAUGCCAAUGAGCUUGUAAGGAAGCUUGGGGCAGAUGAUACAAUUGAUUACAAAUCUGGAAACGUGGAAGAGCAGUUGAAGUCCAUGAAACAGUUUGAUUUUAUCCUCGAUAAUGUUGGUGGAUCUACUGAAACAUGGGCUCUAAAUUUUCUCAAGAAAUGGUCAGGAGCCACGUAUGUGACUUUGGUGACUCCUUUCCUCUUGAACAUGGACCGACUGGGCAUAGCAGAUGGCAUGUUGCAGACUGGAGUGACCGUGGGCUCUAAGGCAUUAAAGCAUUUCUGGCAAGGAGUCCAUUAUCGCUGGGCCUUUUUCAUGGCCAGUGGUCCAUGUCUAGACUUAAUUGCAGAACUGGUGGAUGCGGGAAAGUCACCUCGUAUGCGUGUCAAAGCUGGGCCGUGAAUAAGGAAGACCAAAGAAGAAUUGAUGCCCUUGAAUCGUGGUGUUGGUGAAGAAUAUUAAAUAUACCGUGGACUACAGAAGAAUGAAUACAUCUGCUUGGAAGUAGUACAGCCAGAAUGCUCCUGAGAAGGAAGGAUGGCAACUUCAUUUCACAUACUUUGGAUAUGUUAUCAGGAGGGACCAGUCCCUGGAGAAAGGCAUCAUGCUUGGUAAAAUAGAGAGUCAGCGAAAAAGAGGAAGACCCUCAGUGAGAUGGAUUGAUACAGUGGCUGCAACAAUUGGCUCAAACAUAGCAAUGAUUGUGAGGAUGGCGCAGGACCUGGCUAUGUUUCAUUCUGUUGUACGUAGGGUUGCUGUGAGUUGGAAUCAACUCAAGGGACCUAACAACAACAGAACUGAUAGUGUCAUGCUUACACUUUGAUUAUCAACACCAUCCUGCCUUCACUUACUCAUUGUUGCAUUCAGUAAACAUUUUUGGAAAUAAGGUCUGUUGCCCUUCAUGUGCCCACCAUUGUUAGGCCCAAAAUUGAUAAGAAGCUGAAGUUUUACAAGUAUAGGGACCUCACAGUUCAUUUGUCCUAAAUUCAAGAUCCAGACGUAGUCAUUGCUUUCAUAUGACAUGUGAAAUUAUUCCAUAAUCACAAUUUCAGUCUGAAUUUUCAGAUAAUUAUAUAGCGUUUUCAUUAUGACUUAAAUCGGGGUUGGCAGACUACUGCCACUGGGCAAAUCUAGCCUGUUUUUAUAGGCCCUCUGAGCUUAGAAUGGUGUUUACAUUUUAAAAGAGUUAUUAAAAAAGCAAAAAACAAAAAAAGGACAUAGACCAUGCGUGGUCCAUAUGGUCUAAAGUUAAUUACUGUCUAGCCCUUUAAAGAAAAAGUUUGCUGAUCCUUAUCUUAGAAUUGUUGUUAAAAUUUUUUUUUAACCCAUUCAUGUCAAUACCCAGUUUAUACAAGAAGCAAAGGAGGAGCUGCUUAGUUGGUGAUGUAGUGACGGGGAAUGACCACCCCUUAAAGGUUUCUUCUCUUUCCCUGCAGCUGCUCUGCACAGCAAGGAACCGGGGGCUUUCAGAGACAAGUUUGUGUCAAACACUGUGUUAUGAAUUGAAUUGUGUCCCCCCAAUAUAUGUGUCAACUUGGCUAGGCUAUGCUUCCUAGAAUUAUGUGACUGUCCUCCAGUUUGUGAUCUGAUGUGUUGUAAAUCUUAACCUCUGUGAUGUUAAUGAGUCAGGGUUAGAGGCAGUUAUCUUAAUGAGGCAGGACACAAUCUACAGGAUUAGGUUGUAUUUUGAGUCAGUCUCUUUUGAGAUAUAAAAAAGAGACGUGAACAGAAAGGAGAAAGACCUUACACCACAAAGAAAGAAGACCCAGAGGAAGAGCAUACCCUUUGGACCCAGGGUCCCUGUGUUGAGAAACUCCUAGACUCAGGGAAUAUUGAUGACAACGACCUUCAGCCAGAGCUGACAGAGAGGGAAAGCCUUCCCCUGGAGCUGGCACCCUGAAUUUGGGCUUCUA